CGAUUCCUCAAACUCUUAUAUAUUUUUUAUUUAACACAGUUGUUUGGGGGAAUUAUGCAGCCUUGUAGCCGUGAAAUGCAAGCAAUGGACUCUCUCUUAAACCAAACUCAACAAAUCCCUAUCCAAGACCUUCAAAGCAACAGUCAGCAGCAGAUCCAAAGCCCACAGUUCGAUCCCACUUCCUCCCACGACGACUUCUUAGAACAGAUGCUCUCCGCUCUCCCUUCUUGCUCAUGGUCCGACCUUAAGUCACCUUGGGACCCUCCUAAAUCCGAUGAAACCGGAGCUUCUAACCCCGACUGUAGUGUCGGCUUCCACUACGAUGAGAUUCUGGCCUCCAAGCUUAGACAACAUCAAAUCAACGGCGGCGGCGGCGGAGGGUCUUCUCCUGCUACUGCUGCCAUGGAAAUGAUGAUGCAGCAGCAGAUUAUGUUACCCGGAAGAGGCGUCGCCGCCGCAGGUGGAGGAGGGUUGACUAUGCCUUUGUCUUUGGGUAGUGGUGGGUCUCAUUGUCAGAACGAUAUCGUCGAUGGGUCUGCGUUUAACUCCCCCAAUCAACAGGUUCACGGUGCAGAGGGUUCAAUGCAAGCUUUGUAUAACGGCUUCAGUGCUGGACCUUUGCAUGGGACUAAUCAAUCACCGAACCAGUCCCAGCGUUUUCACCAUCCUCAGGGAGGCAAUAUGCAGACGCCAAACUUCGGAGCAACAGCAGGGACUGUAACGGAACAAAGUCAGGCAAGUGGUUCGACGACCGGAGGUACACCGGCUCAACCCAAACAGAGAGUUCGGGCUAGAAGGGGCCAAGCUACCGACCCCCACAGUAUCGCUGAAAGAUUACGUAGAGAGAGAAUUGCAGAGAGAAUGAAAGCUCUUCAAGAACUGGUUCCCAAUGCCAACAAGACAGAUAAAGCUUCAAUGCUUGAUGAGAUCAUAGAUUAUGUCAAAUUCCUCCAGCUCCAAGUCAAGGUUCUGAGCAUGAGCAGAUUGGGCGGUGCUGCUGCCGUUGCUCCCCUUGUUGCUGAUAUGCCUUCCGAGGGAGGGGAUUGCGUUCAGACGGCAUCUAACGGUGGUGGGUCCAUUCAGCGGAAUUCUAACGGCAACCAAACGCCUGCGAACAACGACAGCAUAACGGUGACGGAGCACCAAGUGGCCAAGCUUAUGGAAGAAGACAUGGGCUCCGCCAUGCAGUACCUCCAAGGGAAGGGUCUCUGCCUCAUGCCCAUUUCUCUCGCCUCCGCCAUCUCCACCGCAACGUGUCAUUCCAGGAACCCCAUGAUCAACAAUGCCAACCCAAAUAAGGGCGGCGGCAACCACCCUUUACUUCAAUCCAACGGCGAAGACCCUUCCUCGCCUAGCAUGUCCGUGUUAACUGUGCAGUCAGCCACCGUGGGUAAUGGCGGUCUUGACGGCUCCGUUAAAGAUGCUGCCUCGGUAUCCAAGCCUUGAUGACGGCGUUGACUGACUGACACAACAAAAAGGAAAGAAAGAUGGCAGCUUUAAGUCUAUGAAAAUAAGGUGGUCUCCAAACGACUCCGUAUUUACACAGACUUUGAG
This is a messenger RNA of Hibiscus syriacus, 1554 nucleotides long. RefSeq names its product bHLH transcription factor RHL1-like. Gene Ontology annotation, biological process: regulation of transcription by RNA polymerase II. The coding region runs from base 55 to 1446 and encodes 463 amino acids. Lineage: Eukaryota; Viridiplantae; Streptophyta; Magnoliopsida; Malvales; Malvaceae. Gene Ontology annotation, cellular component: nucleus. Gene Ontology annotation, molecular function: DNA-binding transcription factor activity, RNA polymerase II-specific; protein dimerization activity; RNA polymerase II cis-regulatory region sequence-specific DNA binding. The transcript is spliced from 7 exons. The record is from RefSeq and is a predicted model, not a curated record.